This is a messenger RNA of Theobroma umbraticum, 851 nucleotides long. Its product is annotated as signaling peptide TAXIMIN 1. Lineage: Eukaryota; Viridiplantae; Streptophyta; Magnoliopsida; Malvales; Malvaceae. The record is from RefSeq and is a predicted model, not a curated record.
CUGUCGUAUUCUCGUAGCCUUUUUGGAUUACACUUCCAAGUUACCAUUUACAAUUACCCGAAAUAAUCAGUUACAAGUUAAGUUGCAUGGUAAUCAGCUCAAUUAUUUUCAAUCCAACAGUCUUGGUGGGUGCUUCCAGAUCUGACGGUUUACAUGUUAAUAUCUUAACGGACUGCACUACAGGAGCAGAUUCUAGUGUUCGCCGGACGGAGUAGUAAGAUUGUAAGAUAAAAGCAACUUUCGAUCAAGCAACCAACAAUCAUGUGCUGUGAUGGAGAUUGCAGGCCACUGGGCUUCCUCCUGGGCCUUCCCUUUGCUUUUCUCUCUCUCAUCGUCUCCAUUGUUGGAAUUGUUGUUUGGAUCGUCGGGUUGUUGUUGACGUUGGUCUGUCCCUGUUGUUUGUGCGUGACGGUUCUAGUGGAGCUGGCGCUGGAGUUGGUCAAAGCUCCAAUUCAUGUCAUGGAAUGGUUCACUGAACAGAUCCCUUGUUAAUUGGUCUCCAAUCCAAUCCACACCGACUGGAGUCCUCUGGUUUAUUUUACGGUGUUUUGUGCAUUAUUAUGUACCAUAUGUUGCUUGCUUUGCCUUACGUAUCUUCCGGAUCUAUUUCUAGUUAUUCUGCUACUUGAUUAUUGUUAGGGUGAAAUUUGGGCAAAAUUUCAUUUCAGGUUUCUUCACUACUGGUCAUAUAUACUUUUAUUUUAUAUAGUAAUGGGACUUUGAUUUCUGGCUGAUGUAUGAGGAUUUCCUGUACUUCCACACAAGGUAGAACACCAAUUUCUCAUUGCCUUUCAUCUUUAAAUACUGUAUUAAGUAUUUCUUUAUGGGAAAUUUUGUUAAACCUUGUUUUU